This is a messenger RNA of Drosophila virilis, 4319 nucleotides long. The record is from RefSeq and is a predicted model, not a curated record. Lineage: Eukaryota; Metazoa; Arthropoda; Insecta; Diptera; Drosophilidae.
UCUCAGAUACUUUUUGCCAGUUGAGCCGAGUACGUGAACGUGUCCGGACGUUUUUAUGGACAAGCGAAUUGAGUACCCCCCAAAAACAGCAACCGAAACAGAAACCGAAACCGAUACCGAUACCGAAACCGAAACCUAAUCCAAAACUCAAACUGAACCGUUAGCCAAAACUAAUACAGCUGCCGAUUUAGUUCGAGUGCCGCAGUCCAAGUGCUACGCAGUUUUUCGCGCGUGUCCAAAUUUUCCGCACCACCCUCUGCCCAAUGCACGGGCGGCCUGUUGUAUCUGAGCGGUAACUCGUUUUCGGUUCGGCCUGUGUGCGAAAAUUAAUGAAAUGUUUGCGUCGCGUUUAUGAAUGUAAUUUUUUUGCCAAUUGCCAAUUGUCAAACGCGUAUCUCACAGAUACAUUUGCCAUCAAUAGAAAACAACAAAUCGAGCAAAUUUUGCCUGUUUCUUUUGUUUGCCGAAAUUCGCUUUUGUUUUGAUUUUUGUGUGUCGCGCAACAAUAAAUUCACGCCAAGUGCUUUCCACGCACAAUUUUCCAGCUUAAGAGCCGUAAGGCAGCAUUUUCAGCACUGACAUCCGCAGCUGCUUACUUUUAAGAUUAUACGCAGCCCAAAUUGUGUGUGGAUUAGUCGACGAGUGGAUACACAUGUUUGAGGGCUUCAGAAAGUUUAUGGUGAAAAAAGGAUUGUCUCCCCUAAACUAGUAGAUGACAAUAAGGUUAUCCUGCGUAUGAUUGUAAAUUUUUGUGCGGAACAACAAAAACAACAACAACAAAAACAAAGAAAUAAUAUAAUGCAAUAUGUUUGACAACAAAGUUCCGGCAUUGAAACUGAAAUUAACAAAAUAAAUGUUUUAAAUUAAAAGCAGAAACAACAACAACGUACGCGCAGAAGUAGAGUGAACCACAUUUUGAAUUGUUAAUGGGCCACAAAAAGUGUUAAAUGUUGAUGACGUCGUCGUCGCUGUCGCCGUCGCCGUCGCCGCCGCUGCCUCUGCCGCUGUCAGCGUCGAUUAUUCAACAGUGCUGAAAAGUCAAUUACAGGCUAAACAGCAGACAGAACUACACGAAUGUCGGACGCCAAAUACGAAAGCCAUUGGCAAACUUGGCUAAAACGUAUUUAACCCAAAAUAAAGCGAACAACAGAAAGCGUGAGAGAGACAGAGAUAGAGAGAGAGAGAGAGAGAGAGAGAGAGAGAGAAGAGAGGAGCAGCUGCACCGAGAGACAGUCAACGUCUGGUCACAGCAAAGGCAACUAACCAAACAAACCACACCACAGACUAGGCUCACGAAGGGAGUAAAGCUCCAAGCGGGCUUGCAAACCCGUAGACAGAGAAAGAAACAGAGAGAGAGAGAGAAAGGAACAAGGACAGAGACAGGGACAUAAUGAGCAGACGAGGGUCGUCGGCAAUGGCAGCGGCAAUUACCAUGUCGCCGUCAUCGUUGCUGUCGCUGUUGCUGCUGCUGCUGCCUACAUUGCUGGGGCUGCUCGUGCCGACAAAUGGCCUGGCAAAUUGUCCAAAUGGCUGUGAAUGCGAUGACGAAACUCUGAAAGUCAACUGCGGUGUGGGCACGCUCGAUGUGCUGCCCAUCGCACUGAACCCGUCUAUACAGCGGCUGGUCAUUAAGAACAACAAGCUAAAGACCAUCGACUCAUCGAUGCAGUUCUAUUCACAGCUGCAAUUCCUUGAUUUAUCCUACAAUGAUAUGGUUACGAUACCGGAACGCUCGUUCGCCUACCAUGCCAAGCUGCUGGAGCUGCAUCUGAAUCAUAAUAAGAUUGGGCAAGUGACGAACAAAACCUUUACGGGCCUAACCACAAUUACUGUGCUCAAUCUGAGGGGUAAUCUGAUUGCCGAACUGGAGUACCGCACUUUCUCGCCCAUGGUUAAAUUGGUGGAGCUCAAUCUUGGCCAGAAUCGCAUCAGUCACAUUGAUCCGCAUGCUCUGGACGGACUGAUUAAUUUGAGCAUAUUGUAUUUGGAUGAUAAUACACUCACUACGGUGCCAUCGGAGCUGACAUUCCAAGCGCUGCCCGGCCUGGCGGAACUUUAUUUGGGCACCAAUUCAUUUAUGACUAUUCCGGCGGGCGCUUUUCAGGAUCUCAAGGCCCUGACGCGCCUUGACUUGCGUGGCGCGGGACUGCAUAACAUAUCGGCCGAUGCCCUGAAGGGUCUAGAGGGCAUACGUUUUCUGGAUCUCUCUGACAAUCGCUUGCAAGUCGUGCCCUCGGCUGCUCUGCAGCGUCUGGCCCGUCUGGAGGAGUUGUCGUUAGGCCAAAAUGACUUUGAGGUGAUCGCAACUGGCGCCUUUGUGGGUUUGCGUGAGCUGCGCCAACUGGAGAUUACAGGAGCUCAGCGCUUGCGCCGAGUCGAGAGCGGCGCCUUCACGGACAACACAAAUCUGGAGCAUUUGAAUCUCUCGGCUAACAAGCAGCUCAAUGAGCUGCAUGCGAACACCGUGGGCGGUUUCCCACACCUCAGCACGGUAAUCUUGAAGGAGAAUCAUCUGAGUUCCCUCUCGGAGAGUCUUUUUCCCUGGUCGGACUUGCAAACGCUGGAUCUGUCGGAUAACCCGUUCGUCUGCGACUGCCAGCUGAUGUGGCUGCGUAAUUUGCUCAUCAGUAGGAAUGGCAGCAAUCAGUAUGCUCCCGUCAUCUGCUCCUAUCCAGCUAAUUUGAGGGAUCUACCGCUGACACAGCUUGCAGAGCCGCUGCUGGGCUGCACCCACGGCACGGGCAACAAGCAGGCCAUUAUUGGCAUCAUGGUCGUCGCCUGUGCGGCGCUGAUAACCACCUUGGCACUGAUAAUCUAUACGUGUCGUCGUCGUAUACGCGAAAUGCUUAAGGGCCACUCGGCGCUGGGGCGCAAGGAACGCGAGUAUCAGAAAACCUUUUCGGAUGAGGAGUACAUGACGCGACCGCCGCCUGGUUGCGGUGGUGUGCAUCCUGCUUCGGGAUAUCCCUGCCCUAGUGGCAUCAAUUCAUCGCAAUAUUUGGGCAGCCGGUCGAUACCAGUCACAGAGCUAUAGCUAGAAGCUCCACCCCCACCUCAGCUGCGGGGUCGGGGUGGUGCCCCCUCCAGUCAUAACGGUCCAAUGGCAUCCACAACCUCAGGAACGCCGCUGCAGCAGCUGCAGGUGCCCAGUGCUGUUGAUGCGUCGCAUGCCCCCUUCGCCCAACUCAGCCACAUCCACUACAUGACCAACAAUCCGCAGUCAGCGGCAACAACAACAGCAACAACAACACCCCGCUCUCAUCACUCGCAACAGGACAUGCGACUGCUGGCCAAUGGCGGCGGCAAGGUACUCGGCCUAAAUGCCUCCCUGCCCCGACACAUGGCAGGACGUCAGUGCGGUGUGCAGGAAAGCACCCUGUCCCAUUACAGUCAACCACUUGCCAAUGGCCAUGCCGGCAUACGCCUCACCCAGGAUCACUUCAAUCACAAUGGCAUCGGCGGCGGAGCCGGCGUCUAUGCCAAACCCUGUGAUGCGAUGGCCGAAGCUGGAUAUAUACACAACAAUUCGCACUAUUCGUUGCCGCUGGAUCAUGAUAUGCCGCCCAGUCCGACACCCACACCGCCGCCGCCAGCGCUGCCGUUGCGCAAUGGCAUGGGCAUGGCUCUGGUGCAUGGCAAUACGACUGGCAGGCGUUCCUUUAAUAGCAACAACAAUAACGUGGCAACUCUCUCAAACAACAAUCACAAUGGCGUCGGCGGCGGUGCAGUGUUGGUCAAUGGCAAUUACAACACCAACGGCAGCAACAACAACAAUAAUGGCAGCCUGCGUCGCUAUCACUGAUAUACGCUUAAAUCGUGCGGCACAUUGGGCCGCACCAAGCCGCAGCAGCGGGGCGGGGAUAUUGAAAUGUACCACUUCUACAAGGGCUGACGAGGAAUAGGAUCACAUUGUGUUACUUUAACUAUGCAUUAAUUAAUAUUUAUGUAUUGUAUAUUUAGUUACUUAUAUUCAGGCGAAAUCAUUUUGUAUAAAUUAGAUUUUAGUUUAAAAAAGAGAAGAGAAACAAAAGGCAGCAGCAAAUGAGCAGAGCUGAUAUGUAAAUACAGUUUGACAUGCAUUGCAUUCUAGAUAGCGCAUAGUUUGGUCUUAAACUGUUGACAUUUAGCAAUACAGUUUUAACAGCUGCUGACGUUUACCAACACAGCGCACUCCUUUCUUUUGCUGCUAUGUGCAGGGUCUUUUUCGCAUCCAGUGAUUUACCUAAUAAGUUUUACUUAGCCAUUUAAAUGCAUGUAAAUAAUUAAAUGCUAUGCACAAAAACUAAAUGAAUAUAAACAAAAUAAAGACAAAAUACUAA